AUGAACACAUCUGCUGGAGCCUUGGGGGCGGAGCUGACGGACGAGGAGAAAGAGAUCAUCAACAGCGUGAUCGCCCGGGCGUCCAUGAUGGAGAACAUGGAGCAGCAGAGGAUUAGCCGCCUCUCCACCCGUCUGGAUGACAUCAGGAGGACGGCGUGUGGCGACGGCCAGUCCCGCUGCCUCCUGUGCGGGGAGGCGUUCGGACCGCAGGGGGUCUCGCCGGUGCUCUGUGUUCAGUGCAGAAAGAACAUGUGCAGUAAGUGCGGGAUCUGCAGUCACAGCCGGUCAUGUCCCGUGUGGCUCUGUCGGAUCUGCAGCGAGCAGCAAGAGAUCCAGAAGCGUUCAGGGGCCUGGUUCUACAAGGGCCAGGCCCAGCAGGUGCUGCCUGGCCCACUGCCCCUCACCGGGCCCAGCAAGCCCAGCAGGGAGACCAGGGCCCAGCAGAACCUCCGGGAACCAGCCCAGCAGACGAUGGAGGCCAGCGACCAACCACCACAACAAGAGCCACAACAGAGACCCAGUGGGCCAGAACACGGGUACUCUGGACCCCGCACUGGACCCUCAGCAGGGGCCAAUGAUGUGGAAAGUAGCUCCCUCGAGAGGUGCACCACAGCGCCCUCUUCAGGCGUCAUGAUGAAAACACAGCCGCUCGUUUCCUCUACCCCAUCAGCGCGUACUGCUGCUGCUGCUAGUCCCUCGCCAGCCCGAGUCGCGCCUCAGCAGACAGAAGAGGAUGAGGUUGACUACGACUCUGAUGAGUCCACUACUCUGGGCUUACUAGAGUUCUCCCUCCUCUACGAACAGGAGACCCAUGCUCUACACUGCUGCAUUGUCAAAGCCAAGGGUCUGAAGCCGAUGGACUCCAACGGGCUGGCCGACCCCUACGUGAAGCUGCACCUGCUGCCUGGAGCUAGCAAGUCUAAUAAACUUCGUACCAAGACGCUGAAGCACACGUUGAACCCUGUGUGGAACGAGACGCUGGUGUACCACGGCAUCACCGAUGAAGAGAUGACCCGCAAGUCACUCAGGCUCGCAGUGAGCGAUGAGGAUAAGUUUGGCCAUAAUGAGUUCAUCGGAGAGACUCGUGUGGCGCUGAAGAAACUCAAGUUCAACCAGAAGAAGAACUUCAGUGUGUGCCUGGAGAGGGUGGUCCAGGUGAAGAAGGCACAAGGGGGGUCAGCGAGGGGUAUGGCUCUCUAUGAGGAUGAUGGCAAGGACGGAGAGAGCAGCGAGGAGCGGGGCCGCGUCCAGGUGUCUCUGCACUACGACAGCCGGCAGGGCCGCCUGGUGGUGGGAGUGGUGCGCUGCGCCCACCUUGCCGCAAUGGACUCCAACGGAUACUCCGACCCCUUCGUUAAAGUAUGUCUGAAGCCAGAUAUGGGGAAGAAGGCCAAGAACAAGACACAGACGAAGAAGAAGACCCUUAACCCAGAGUACAACGAGGAGUUCAGCUAUGAAAUAAAACAUGGUGAGUUGGCCAAGAAGACCUUGGAUAUCUCCGUCUGGGACUACGACAUGGGCAAGUCCAACGAUUUCAUCGGCGGCUGCCAGCUGGGCAUCCAGGCGAAGGGAGAGUGUCUGAAGCACUGGUACGAAUGUCUGAAGAACAAAGACAAGAAGAUAGAGCGCUGGCACGUUCUCCUCAAUGACGACCCUGCCAAGUUCGAGGACUGAGACCUCCUUCCUUCAUCUAUCCAUCUCAUUUUGGGUCCAGUGACAGUUAUCCAUUCCCAUCUCUUCCCAGUCGGAGCGGGGGCUUUUAUUCUGGAACGCACCCACGGGUUUGUGUCCUCCCUACCUUUUACGGUGUUUGUUCUGAGGCAGAAUGUGCAUGCAUGUCUAGAAUGGAUUCUGACCUCGUUGCCAAUAUGUGGCCAUUAAUAUUGAAGCAGUUUUCAGUUCUACCAUAGGAUUUCUCUUUUAUUUUGUCUUUCAGCAUUAACCUAAUGUUAAGAGAAUGAUAAUUCCAUUUCGUGUCCUUUACUGUGGGACGGUAUGUUAUUAAGCGUGUCUUGUACCUCGUCUCUACCUCCUAAGGUGAUCUCCUGCGCUCUUAUUGUGAAAUGAGAAGAUCACAUACUGUGCAAUAAUGUGAUAUAAUGUUAUAUACAAUGCUAUGUCACACCUUAUUUUAGUCCAUAUUCGUUUGAUUUAGUAGUCUGUACUAAGAUGAAAUAUCUUCUUAUCUGUUAUAUUUAUCCUGGAAAUAUUGUAGAUUGUUAAAAGACAGUUGGUAUUACUGACCUAAAUAAGUCUGGUUUGUGUUAAAAUAUUAAAAGUCAUCAGAAUGAAUUGACUAGCCUACUAGCUCCUACUAUGCUCUUCUGCAACUGCAUGGCUAUGUAUCUCUCUCUCCCUCUCUGUAUUGCUCUCUGUGUGGUCCUCUCGCUAACACUAUCUCUGUAUCGCUCUCUCUCUCUCUUUUGCUCUCUCCCUAAACAUCUCUCAGAAUCUCUCUCUGUAUCUCCCUUUAUAUCUCUUUCUCUAUCUCUCUUUCUCUC
Gadus chalcogrammus (walleye pollock) is the source of this 2501-nucleotide messenger RNA. RefSeq names its product rabphilin 3A homolog (mouse), a (gene rph3aa). Lineage: Eukaryota; Metazoa; Chordata; Actinopteri; Gadiformes; Gadidae. The coding region runs from base 1 to 1674 and encodes 557 amino acids. The record is from RefSeq and is a predicted model, not a curated record. Gene Ontology annotation, biological process: intracellular protein transport. The transcript has 15 exons. Gene Ontology annotation, molecular function: small GTPase binding. Gene Ontology annotation, cellular component: membrane.